CUCUCUCUCUCUAUCUAUCUAUCUAUCUAUCUAUCUAUCUAUCUAUCUAUCUAUCUAUCUAUAGCGGUUAGGUGUUUCACUGUCGAACACAGGAAACUCGAGUUUGAUUCUCGAUUAUUGGAAAGGGUUUAUCGUAUAUCUCCGUAUUUCUGAUUAGAUAUUGUAUUCCUCUUGGCCCUGAUAGGAAGGGUCGUAACUCACUUCCUAAAUCUUUCAGAUUGUGUCCAUGGGAGUGUUAAACAACGACAUGACAAAAAAGAAAAUUCUGCCUUAAAUCAUCUGUCAGAUCUGUACCUUUAUCCUCGAUUUACAAGAACAAUAACGACUCCUACAGUGGUGGACGAAAUGUCGACUCGAGGCACCUCGCUGGAGGGACACAGGUUUCCCGGCCCCGGAGCUUAGUGUCAGGAUCUGCUGACUUUGACAACAACGCAACACGAGAGUAAUCCGUCACCCUGUCACACAGAGUCAUAGGUCGCUGGGUCACCCAAAGGAUUGACCCACACGACUAGAUUUGAGAUAGCCCCCGUCUUUGUUUCCAACAGCAGCGGGGGAUGUGCUGGCAUAACAUUUCGGUACAGAGGAUGGGAAGAAACGCUUCGCUAUUGGAAGCCAAUAUGUACGCCAUGUUUCCCGGGUACAACAUCACGACGGGUUGGCCUCCCAGAGAUAACAAUUCCAACAAUUCCGGGUACUUCGAUCAAGUAACCGUCAAUGGCAGUGACCGGCCUGAACUGUUGCGACAGUAUAACUACCAUGAACCUAAAUAUGAAGAGCCUGUGAUGAUUGUCAUAUGUAUCUUUCUAGGAUGCAUGAUCUUAGCCAUCAUUCUCGGUAAUAUCUUUGUAAUAACUGCCAUCCUGGUGGAGAAAUCUCUCCAGGGUGUGUCCAACUACCUCAUCCUGUCUCUGGCAGUGACUGAUCUCCUUGUGGCUGUGCUUGUCAUGCCUCUGAGUCUCAUCUACGAGAUCAGCAUCCAUUGGUUUCUAGGCAACGCCGUCUGCGAUAUGUGGGUGUCUAUGGAUGUUCUCUGCUGUACAGCUUCCAUAUUACAUCUCGUGGCUAUAGCGUUUGAUCGAUACUGGGCAGUCUCAAACAUCGACUACGUUCGGAGUCGGAAUGCAAGGCAGAUUCUUCUGAUGGUGGCCAUCGUGUGGACCGUGUCAGUGUUUAUAUCGAUACCGCCUUUGUUCGGUUGGAGACAUGAUUCCGACGACCCCGAGCUGACAGGACAAUGUCUGAUCUCGCAGGAUCACGGGUACACCGUGUUCUCGACGGUAGGCGCGUUCUACUGCCCACUGCUGCUGAUGCUUGUGAUCAACUUUAAGAUAUAUCGCGCAGCGCGGUACAGAAUACGAAAGAAACGCUUCGGUGGACGGGGAGGGAAACAUCAAGCGUUACACGUUCCGUUACCGGCUGUAACGGUCGAGACGUCACAUCGGACAAAUACUCGCAACUCCUCCGGAAGUGACGUAAGCCAGGACGGCAUCAGCAUGUAUAUGCCUUCCUGCACGAACGCUAAUGACGUCACACGGGUGGACAUGGAGAGCCCGCUAGAUGUCCAGGAGAAUGGUCAAGCGCUGCUCCAGCAGGAUCCAAACCUGACUCGCAUGUUGUCCAACACACUGACCGUCCCAGCAUGCACUGUUAGCGUCCCCCUACCCCGUCCAGGAACCUCGUCCGCUUCCAACAACAACGUCACCAAAAGACUGAGACGCACAGACAAAGAGCGCUUCCGGCGAGAGAAAAUGGAGAUGAGGCGAGAAAGGAAAGCGGCGCGAGUGUUAGGAAUUAUUACCGGAGCGUUUGUGGUGUGUUGGCUGCCCUUCUUCGUGGUGGCAGUCGUGAAACCGAUGUGCGGCACACCGUGUGACAUGCCUAGCUACGUGUACAGUCUCUUCUUGUGGCUCGGCUACGUUAAUAGCCUCAUCAAUCCCAUCAUUUACACCAUCUUCAACCCAAGCUUCCGAUGUGCGUUCAAUAAGAUUUUCUUACGUCGGAUCAAGUCAGUGAACCGAAUUACCUAGUGACAUGGUCAAUGUUGUCAGUGUAUUCGCCAUGCAAAUAUUAAUUUCAUGUCAUCUUCAAUCCUAGUAUUGCUACCAUGUACUUCCCAUGACCAACAGGCAUUUUGUAGUCUAACAAAAUGCAAGGCAUAUUUUGUUUACAAAAAAAAAAAAAAAAAGACGA
Messenger RNA from Aplysia californica (California sea hare), 2190 nucleotides. Its product is annotated as 5-hydroxytryptamine receptor 5B-like. Gene Ontology annotation, biological process: adenylate cyclase-activating adrenergic receptor signaling pathway. The record is from RefSeq and is a predicted model, not a curated record. Bases 555 to 2027 code for a protein of 490 amino acids. The transcript has 2 exons. Gene Ontology annotation, molecular function: G protein-coupled receptor activity. Lineage: Eukaryota; Metazoa; Mollusca; Gastropoda; Aplysiida; Aplysiidae. Gene Ontology annotation, cellular component: membrane.